AUGGAGUCUUCCAAGACCUUCAUGAGACACCUGCCGAUCACACCAGGCUACAGUGGCUUUGUGCCCUACUUUGGCUGCCAGGGCACCUCCAGCGAGGACAACAUGUCCCACUGUCUGAAAGUCUUCCAGGAGAACACACAGCGGUAUAAAGACCAGCUGGAGGAAUUUCGCCGCUCGGUGGCCACUGCCCCGAAAUUGAAGCCCAUCUGCUUGGAGGAGACAGUCCUGCGGACGCUGCACCAGUACUACUGGCAAUACCACCCCUUGAGUCUGGAAUGCAAGUACAUAAAGAAACCUCUCCAGGAGCCCCCCAUCCCCGGCUGGGCGGGCUACCUGCCAAGAGCCAGGGUCACUGAAUUAGGCUGCGCUGUGCGGUACAACGUCAUGGCCAGAAACUGCUACAGGGACUUCCUGGACAUCGUGGAGCAGGCCAAGAGAGCACACCUGAAACCACAUGAGGAAAUAUAUGGAGUUAGAGCCACACCACCUCCUCCAAAAAUUUUGCUGCACGAAGGGCUGCUGCCGAAAUAUCCGGAUUUCUCUAUUCCAGGUUCUAGGUGUCCUACCCUUGGAAGAGCCCUGAUGGAGGACCCCAGACCUUCAGUGACGUGUGGCUGUACGCAGAGGCCAAAUGUGUCGUGCAACGGGCAGAUUUAUCUAGAGCCACUGUCUUCAGGAAAGGAUGUGGAUGGGUAG
Molecule: messenger RNA, 696 nt
Organism: Hippopotamus amphibius kiboko
Lineage: Eukaryota; Metazoa; Chordata; Mammalia; Artiodactyla; Hippopotamidae
Gene: SPMIP5
Product: sperm microtubule inner protein 5
Exons: 5
Coding region: 1-696 (231 amino acids)
Source: RefSeq, a predicted model, not a curated record